Plasmodium vinckei vinckei is the source of this 3483-nucleotide messenger RNA. Its product is annotated as conserved Plasmodium protein, unknown function. The coding region runs from base 1 to 3483 and encodes 1160 amino acids. Lineage: Eukaryota; Apicomplexa; Aconoidasida; Haemosporida; Plasmodiidae. The record is from RefSeq and is a predicted model, not a curated record. The transcript is spliced from 2 exons.
AUGUCAAGUGCAAAAAGCAAAUUCGAAAUUACUAGGAACAGAUCAUGUAAUAACAUAAAGGAGAAUUUAGCAUGUUCUUCAAAUAUUUUAAAAAAUUACAAGAAUUUGUUAGCAAGUGAAACUAAAGUAAAUACAGACCAAAGGAAUUAUUAUAGUGAUGUUGAAAAAAGAGAAAAUGCAGUCAGUUUUGGAAAAUAUUAUAAUCCCUAUAAUAUCCCUGAUGAUUAUAUUAGUAGAACAAAAUUAAACAAUUACAACGAAACAGGUAUAUAUAACAUUACAAGGAAUAAUGAAAAAAUACCAUUAAAUAAAGUUCAAGAAAAUUAUAUGCAAGAAGAAUUUUCAAAUACUAUGUUUUAUGAUAAGAUUAUGAGGAAUGAUAAGUCUUAUAAUACAGCUAUUCAUAGUAUCCAAAAUAAUUUUCAAACUAAUAAAUUAAAAACUGUUUUAAAUUCUAUUAAAUUUGAAGAUAGUGCUAAUAUUAUUAUACCCCCAUAUAUAAAAAAAUCUCCCUUAUAUAUUUUAUACCCCGAAUUACAACAUCGUGUGUCUAGUGAUGAUAUUGUAAAAAACAAAUCAGAAGAAAAAGAAGUGGCAGACAAAAAUGAUCAGAGCAAAACAAAUGAAGGCGAUACAACUUCUUUUUCUAAAGACCCUGUGAUUGAGAUAAAAGAAAAAUUACUUUUCGAUGUUGAAGAACGAAAAAGUAUACAUAAUUAUUUGAAAACUAACUUAAGUAAUAAUAAUAUAAUUCGAAAUAAAAUGCUAGAUUAUUUUGAAGCAGAAAAAAAUGGAAACAUGAUAGAAAUUGCAAAUCCAAAUAAAGUUAAUCUAAUAAAUGUGCAUGGAAAAAAUAACAAUUUUGAAAAUGCAAUUUUAAAUUCAUAUAAAAAUAUUCAUGUUUCAAAGAAUAUGAAUAAUAAAACUGAAAAUGAAUUAAAAACUUUAAAGGUAUUAAAAGAACAAAAAAUGCUUAUUAUAAAUAAAAAUGAAAAAGGAGAAAAUGUUAUUAUUAAUCAAGAGGAUAUACGUGAUAAAUUACAAAGAAGACGAGUUAACUUACUCAACGAUAUUACUACAAAUAGUUUGUCAAAUAAUGAAAAUAAAAAUGGAAUAAUAAAUAGUGACAAAGGUGUGGCUCAAAUAUCUGUUAUCGAUACUUCUAACAAAAAAGCGGUAUUAAAAACUUUUAAAUUUAAAAAUAAUAAAGAAAUAAAUGAUGAAGAUGAAAAAAAAAAAAAAAAUAUUUUAAAAUUUAUAAAAAAAAAAAAAAUAGUUAAAGAUGUACAAGUACAAACCAAUAAAGAUGACUUCGAAAAACAAAAUAAUAAAAACAAUUCAGAUAAUGCUGAUUCAGAUGUAGAACUAAUUAUUAACAUUUUUAACAAAAAGUGUUUACAUAAAAAUAGAGAAAAUAGUAAUACGAACAAAUUGAAAUCUGCUGUAAAAAAGGGCAUUAUGAAUAACCUGGAAAAAGGGAAGGUGUCUAAAGAGGGUUCUACAUCUAAAGAUAAAAUUAAAAGGGAUCAAGAAAUAGUAUAUAAUAUUUCUUAUAAAACCCCUAAUGAAUCAAACAAUAGUAAUACAAGUACAGAUGAUAGUUGUCAAAAUAGUCAAACAUGUAGUGAAGAAAAUGAUUCUGCUAAUUUUUCAAAUGAAAAUAUUUCAAAAAAUGUAGAAGAAAAAAAAAUUGAUAUGGUUCAAAAUAUAAUUGAUUAUAAUAAAUCUCUAAAAUUAGGAAUACCAUAUAAUAUAAUAAAUGCAAUUCCAAAAGGGACAAAUAAUGUUAAUACCAAUCUGUUUAAAGUAAUCAACAAAUUUGAAAAAAAUUCUCAUGCAUCACCAUAUUUGCAAAAAAAUGUUCUACUCAAAUAUAUGAUAAAUAAAGAUAUAGGAAAAGGGAAUUAUAAGCAAAAUACAACAAACUUUGCUAAUUAUUUAUUUAAAAAUGAAAAGAAAAAAGAGCCAUAUGCUUUUUCUACUAUGACAAAAAAAAUGCCUAUAUUCUUUAAACCUAUAAAUAAGUCUGAUAUUUUAAAAAAAGCUAGUUUUAACUCACCAAAUAGUGAUAAUACAAUUUUAAGAAAAAACAUUAGAAACGAACUAAGCAAUCAUAUUAAUAGUCCCAAUAAAAAUGAAAAGAAAAAAGAUAAGAAUGAAAAAUCUAAAAUUAUUAACAACCUAUUAUUAAAUAAGUUAUUUAUAAAUAAACAGAUUAAUAUGGAAAAAGAAAGAAAUUUUAAAAAUACUUUUACAAGAUUAUUAAAAAAUAAAAAUUUUAUAAAACAUAAAAUACAAAAUAGUUUAUAUGAAUUGAAAGAAAUACAAUAUGGUGGAUAUACCAGCAAUGAAAGUAGUGAUACUGAUGUUAGUAGUUUGUUUAGGAUAAAUAAUUUUGUGAAUAAAAAAAGUAGAGACAAUGUUAGUACAUCCUCUGAUUUUAAUCUACCUAAAAAUGUUUCAGAAAAAGAGAACAACUUUUCUGAUUCUAUAAAAAAUAAAAAAUACAUGUCUAAUGAAGUUCUAUCAUUGAAUAAGGUUAGUCAAAAUAAAUUAAAAAAAAAAUUAAUUGAGGAAUCGGAUUAUGUUUUUUCUUUUGUACAUACAGAAGAUGGUAGUUCGGAUGAAUCUCUUUCAUAUUUAAAAAAAGAGAAGCAAAGAAUGGAAAGACUUCGAUCAAUUUCUUAUAAAAAUAGAUUAACCAAGUUAAGUAUAUUAAAAAAAAACAUUCAACAAUUUAAAGAAAAUGCUAAAAAUGUUAGCAAAUCAGAGAGUGUGCAUAAUAAUUUUGAUCAUUUAAAACAUAAAACAAAUGAAAAAAAAACAAAAAAUAAUAUUCCUUCCAAAUCUGACCAUAAUAAUAAUGAAAAAAAUGAAAUUGAAAAUGACACAGAUGGUGAAUCAGAAAAAGUAGAAGUAAAAUCUAAAGUUAGAUCUUUGUCAAAACAUAAAACAAAUGAAAAAGAGAAAGACAUAUUAACUGAUUCACCUAAUGAUGAGUCUGAAAAAUCAAAAGAAAUUAAAGAAGACGAAAAAAUAGAAUUAAAGAAAAAUAGUAAUAAUAAUAAACUUAGAGUAAAAGCUAAUUUAAAGUCAAUAACGAGUAAAGAUGAAGGGGGAAAGAAAACAGAGGCAUGCUUGAGAAGCACAUCCCAUGAAAAGGGCAAAAUACAAAAUUCGAUUGACAAAGAAAAAAUAAAUACAACUAAUUAUACUGACACAGAAAUGGAAAUAAAGAAAAAAAACUCAAGAGAAUUAUCUCUUAAAACUUAUAAUGGAGCAUAUCUCAAAAAGAGGGCUGGAUCAGGGGGCGGAAAUUAUUUAAAAAUCAAAUCAGUAAGUUUAACCAAUGCAAAGAAUGUUGAAAAAAAUGAAACAAGGGGUGUAGAUGAAAAUGACAAGCAUGAUAAUAUUUGCCAACUUACAAGUCUAGAACGGAUUGACCCGAAUAAGUGGGUUCAAAGAAUUUUUGGGGAUACCUAA